UAUGUUCCGUUACUGCUCGAGACACCGACUGGAGACAAAACGGUACAGUGAUUUAUUCUCUGUUAGCUGGUGAGGUGAACGGUGCCCCGGUGUCCUCCUAUCUGUCUGUUAACGGAGACACGGGGGUGAUCCACGCUGUGAGGUCAUUUGAUUAUGAACAGUUCAGGAGUUUUAAAGUCCACGUGAUGGCCAGAGACAACGGUUCUCCUCCGCUCAGCAGCCACGUGACCGUCAGUGUCUUUAUAUCUGAUGUGAAUGACAACUCUCCUCAGAUACUGUACCCCUCCCCUGAGGGCAACUCCUUCAUGACCGAGCUGGUCCCCAAAGCUGCACACGGAGGCUCUCUGGUGUCCAAAGUGAUAGCGGUGGACGCGGACUCCGGACAGAACGCCUGGCUGUCCUAUCACAUAGUCAAAUCCACUGAUCCGGGACUUUUCACUAUUGGUCUCCACAGCGGAGAGAUCAGGACACAGCGGGACAUUUCUGAAUCAGACAGCAUGAAACAGAACCUUAUUGUGUCAGUGAAAGAUAACGGACAGCCCUCUCUCUCUGCCACCUGUUCCAUGUAUUUACUUAUUUCUGAUAACUUGGCUGAGGUGCCAGAACUGAAGGAUAUUUCUUAUGAUGAGAAGAAUUCCAAACUGACCUCUUAUCUGAUCAUCGCGCUGGUUUCUGUGUCCACCUUUUUUCUGACCUUCAUCAUCAUCAUCCUGGGUGUGAGGUUUUGUCGCAGGAGAAAGCCCAGACUGUUGUUUGAUGGAGCAGUUGCCAUCCCUAGCGCUUAUCUUCCUCCUAAUUACGCAGAUGUUGACGGCACAGGAACUUUACGCAGCGCUUACAAUUAUGACGCAUAUCUGACAACAGGAUCUAGAACCAGUGACUUUAAGUUCGUGACAUCUUACAAUGACAACACACUGCCUGCUGACCAGACUCUGAGGAAAAGUCCUAGUGAUUUCGCUGAGGUCUUUCAAGAUUCGUUGGAUACUCUAGAGGUAGGCGCAGUCAAAUCCCUUAAUCUGUGUGGAUUCUUUACACCCAAACAAAUUCAGAUUAGUUUAGGUGACAUUGUUUGAACACCACUUUUUUUUCUGUAGUUUUUAAAUGGGGUGGACUGACAGAACAAAAUGUCAAUUGUUGUCUGUCUGGAUAUGUUGUCUUUAACCUCAAGUGGCUUUUUAAAACGGAUUUUCUUCAAAAAUGCUUAUUAACCUCAUUCCUCUUUCAUGCGGCUGUUUUAUCAAAAUUACGAUUUUUGGUUCAAGUGUAAAUUUUUAUGUCCAUGAUGGAUUAUCUAAUGCAAAAAAAAUAUCCCAAAAGUAUAGGAUAAUUUUCUUUCUAUCACUUGCCAUCCCACAUUUGUUAUAUUGCCUAUGUGUGGCCUGAGUUUCGAAAUGCUUCAUUGUCUUUUAAGUAAUGUAUAUGAACGUUUUGCUUUCUCUUCCUAUAAUCCUUGAACUGAAAUCGGCCAAUGACAAUCGUUUCAUAUGGAAGCCUACUGCUGCGGUAUAAGCACCGACUUUAAUCUAAAUGAGGUUCAGUCAGUGCCCAUAACUUAUACUGGAAACCAGUUGUUGGUAUGAAGACCACAUUCUUCCCUAACCUGUGGCCUAGAGUGGUGGGAUAAUGAAGAAAGAUAUAGUAUCAACUGAUUUAGGUUAUGCCAACCUGUGUGGUUUUCAUGGAUCCAUCAUAUUUCUCAGCUCUUUAUCAUCCUUAUUUAUAGCUAUAGCAGCUAUUUCUCUUAAAGAACUCCUGGAAUGGUGCUGUUUGGUAUGUGAAUCAGUGUAUCACCUUAAGAAAAACGACCACAGUUUUGUUAGUAUUACUUUCAUUUUGCAGUUUGGUAAAUCUUCUGAGACUCAUGUUAAACAUGGUCCCUGGCCCAUGUUUUGCGAUAUACUGUGGUAACUAUCCAUUGUGCUGAAAACAACCCAACCCUUAUGGAUUUCCACUCAAAAUACAGCGAAUUAGUUUCAGAGAAGGAGUUGGAUAGAAAAAAACAACAAGAGCUUACAGUUGUGCUUGUGGCAACAGAUAGAGGCACACCUCAGAGAUCGGGUACUGCAGUAAUUCACGUCACUGUGCUGGAUGCUAAUGAUAACGCCCCAGUGUUUAGUCAGGCCGUUUAUAAAGCCUGUCUGCCUGAAAACUCUCCUUUAGACACUGUGGUGGUCACAGUGAGUGCAACUGAUGCAGAUGAGGGAGUCAAUGGAGAUGUGACAUAUGAAUUUGAUCACAUUUCAGAUGAGAGUAACAACGUGUUUUCUCUUGAUCAGACAACUGGUGAAGUGAAAGUAAGUAGAUCAAUAGAUUAUGAGGAGUUGUCCUCCUAUGAAAUGGAAAUUACUUUUGCGAUAUACUGUGGUAACUAUCCAUGGUGCUGAAAACAACCCAACCCUUAUGGAUUUCCACUCUCGUCACUGGAGUGCAGGAAAACAGUUUUAUGGAGGUAAAUACGCACUGAUAUUUAGAAUAGAAAGCUUCCCUCUACAUUUUUAUUUGGCAAUUUAUUUAUGUUUCGAUUUGACUGCAGCCUAGAAUAUGUUGUUUUUUUCUUUCUCAUCACUGACUCAAUUAUUCAAGUAUUUUGUAAUACCUACAAUUUGCUCACAGUGUCGCUGUCCACUAGAUUUACGUAAUGGUGCUGCUUUAUGUCACUCUGGCCUGCACGCCUGAACAUUUCUAACCCACAAUAGAUUGUUCAUUGCUUCAAGCAGCGACGUCGCACCGUUUAUUAUCUGACUUGCAAUUGUUGUCCAAAGAGGAUUCUGGUUCGCUGAUUAUUUUUAUUUUAAAAGUCUUUGUUGGAGUGGAUUGGGCACUGGUCUUGCAUGAACAUGGGACACAAAGAAUUUUCCGUGCUCGGCCUGGUUAUCUCGUUGGGAGUAUUUCUUCUGGCGCUGCCAACCGUGUGUGGAGAUGUGGCUUAUUCCUUUACAGAGGAGAUGAAACGCGGCU
This is a messenger RNA of Dicentrarchus labrax (European seabass), 2958 nucleotides long. Its product is annotated as putative protocadherin beta-18. The record is from RefSeq and is a predicted model, not a curated record. Lineage: Eukaryota; Metazoa; Chordata; Actinopteri; Moronidae. Gene Ontology annotation, molecular function: calcium ion binding. Gene Ontology annotation, biological process: homophilic cell-cell adhesion. The transcript has 2 exons. Gene Ontology annotation, cellular component: plasma membrane. The coding region runs from base 186 to 1073 and encodes 295 amino acids.